AUAGUCUAUGUUAGCGUAUAAUUUAGUACAUUUUUUUGUAAACGUUUUAUAUAAAUAUUCAAUGUUUUGAUAAUUUCAAAUAGCUUGUUUUAGUACAUCGCGCUUAACAAAUUUCCAAGUAAACAUGGUCAGCGUGAAGCCCUCGGUGAAGUUUUCCCCAGAGCCUGACAUCCAAGAGUUCAGUCUGACCCAGGUCGAGUCGUUCGAUCAACCGCUGCAGGUGUUCCCCAAGCAUCAGGACGCCGAGUGCCAGAUUCUGCUGUCGCCGUCAGAGGAUGAGAUAAGGAUACAGCUCAGCACCAAACGGUCCAAGCGGAAACUACAGAACAAAUCAUCGCAGGUAAUGCGCGAUCGUCUGCAGAGUAUAUCAACAGCACCCUUAGAUAUCACUAGAGAUGAUCCCAACUUUAUGGCCGGCGUUGUCGUCUUUCUUGAGACGUACACACAGGAGAGUCUAGAGAAUGUCCAAGCCGUUGCGAUGGCCAUUCAAGAUGAGAAAUUGUCCAACACGAUGGUCAUUGACCGGAUCACGGAAAUUCUGCACGAGACGCUGGAAAAGUUUCCCCAUAUGAUUGCUGGGAUCUGUGAGCUGAUCAGAAGCACCAAGGACCCGACGGAGAGACGCAAGGAGAAGAAGAAAAGGUCGAAAGGUCAGGUCAGGCAGAAAAAGAAGGAGAGUAAGAGUUCUAAAGUAGGCAGUGAGUGCUCUAUCAAGCAGGGUCAAAGUCUGAUGGCUAAUAAAGUGGAGGAAAUAAAUGAGAACAAAGAAGAGGUGGUUGAUGAGAUGUCCACACAGGAAAAUAUCAGUUCUAAUCGGCCACAGCAAGAAAAUAGGAGCGCUAAUCGACCAGAGCAGUCAAAUACGAUUUCUGAUAGGCCAAGUGUGUCUUCAGAAUCUCCAGAGACCUCCAAAAAUUCAUCUCAAGAAGACGACAAAGAAGACGAUAAACAUUUACCGGCGUUAUCGAGCUCGAUGACACAAAUGUUGGAAGACUUGUCAAUAAAGAUCAAGGUCCCCGAGGGCGGGAAAGUCAGUAGCAUGACGUACACACUCGUGAACAUGUUGCUGUUGUCAACAAUCAAGAGGAGCAAAGGGAGACCACUCGGCGUGGACAUUGCAGCAAGCACGGAGGAAAUAGGAUCUGCUACAGCUGCCCUAUCCGACGAGGCGUUCGAACAACUAAGGUCCCUUAAAUUAGAGGGCCCAAUUGUCGAGGAAAGGAUUUCCCUACCCCCUGAGAUUCAGCAUAGUGAGGACAUGCUAAAGUACCUUCUGAACAAGUCAACCACUAUCCGAAAAAACGUUGCAGACUUUAUUGAGUCGGCAUUACCAAGCACUGUUAGACUACCGUCGUUCAACGCUACGGGCGACUCAGACGAGUACCUCGGUGGCAAGCAAGCCGUAGGCCUACCUUGGGCCUCAGCUCGGAAAUCCCAGGUUGAAGAGCUACAGAAAAAAAAGUCAAUCGAUCACCCAUGGAGCUUGAAGUCGAAGCUGCUAGCCAGCUCUCCGUCCCCGGCGAGGAUAGAGUCACCGGUUGACGGCCCAUUUCUAGCAAGUUCCCAGUCCAAAGUUGUGCUCCCGCCAAUUCACCAACCGGAAGAAGCCGCUGUGGACUAUCUUGAAAAGAGGAACAUUUUGUCCAUCUUUGAGGAGUUAAUGAACCGAGUGGUGAUGUGUUUACCUGCUGACCCGCUCACCUUUAUGAUAGAACACCUGAGACGACGGAACUGCCUGCAGAAAACUAAACAAAACGUUUGCUGCAGUGUCAAAGCCCUGAAGCCCAGCUAUAGAGUACCUAGACAGUAUAAGCCCUCCCCAUUCAAAGUUGAAAGCAAGCCCUCUGCUAAAGUUAAAACCCCAUCAAAAACAAAAUCAAAAAAACAAUCAAAAUCAAAAUCUGCUUUAAAUUCUAAAUCAACGUCUUCGAUGAAACAAAGCUUGACAACAGUAUCCGAGAAACUAAAAUCUUCGAGUGUAAUCGACAAAACUGAAACUUUAUCUCAGAGCUUAGUAACCUCCCCUGGCAGUUUACCUUUUGCGGAAACAAAGUCAAUGUCUCAAAGUCAACUCAAGAAGGAGCCAAAAUCUUCGGUAUAUCUGGAGUCCUCAGACACAUCAGUCAAAGAACGGAAACUUGUAUCUUCGACAAGUCUGCCGUUACCAAAACUAAGCCCAAAGUCGAUGUCCUCCAUCAACUUAAAGUUAUCCUCCGCUGAUCAAAGACAAGUGUCUUCAGAGAUGGAUUUUAACACUUUCUCCAAUUCCCACCUGAAAUCCUCCUCUGAUGUAGAUUUGGAAUCUCUUCCUAAAGAAAAAAUAGACGAUAAAAAAUCUUCUUCGGCUGCUUCAAAAUCAAAACAAAAAUCUCUUCUGCUGCAGGAUUUAGAAUCUCCCAUUGUAACACCAGCCAGUAGAAAGUCCUCUCCAGUAGACCCUAAAUCUAGUGAAGGGGCCGUUGAGUAUUCGCUUAAAGUCCCGGAACAGAAUAAGUCGCCGUAAAAUUUCACCUUAUAGGUUUAUAUGGAAUGAAAAAAAAUCUCUGAUAAUCUGCGACAGACUCCCUCGCAACGUUUUUUUUGGGUUACUCAUGUAAAAAAAUGAUAGAGGAAAUUGUAUUUUUACAUGAAUACAAAUAUAAGAUUAUAUACUAAUUGUUUUACAAAAUGAACAAUUUAAAUGUUUUUUAUAUUUAAUGUUGGCUGAAUUGUUUACACUUUAUAAAUAAUGUCAAAUAGUUUUGAGGUGAAUAUACGUUUAAACUUGU
This is a messenger RNA of Physella acuta, 2768 nucleotides long. RefSeq lists its product as uncharacterized. The record is from RefSeq and is a predicted model, not a curated record. Lineage: Eukaryota; Metazoa; Mollusca; Gastropoda; Physidae.